GAAGUGCCAAAGCCGCGGGAGCCCUGGGAUCCGUCCCCGCCGCCGCCUUUAGGUGCCGCGUUCCGCCUGGGUUCCCACCCGCGCCGUCGCCGAGGAAGCUGCUGCAGCCGGGUCGGGAGAGGAGGCGGCGCGGCAUGAAGCGGCGCAGGCCCGCACCGUAACACGCGUCGGGACGGUCCGGGCGGGGCCGUGGGGGAGAAGGAUUGGAUGGUGAGAAAAGGAGAGACUCCUAUGAGAAGAGAGCAGAAUGAGUGGAAGGAUCUAUGCUUGAAGUUAAGUCACUUCAAAAAGAUCUCUUUGAAUGUGGAAGAGAUCUGAGCAGAUGAAAAUACAAUCAGGAAAAUGCAACAUGGCAGCAGCAAUGGAAACAGAACAGCUGGGUGUUGAGAUCUUUGAAACUGCAGAGUGUGAGGAGAAUAUUGAAUCAGGGGAUCGGCCUAAAUUGGAGCCGUUUUAUGUUGAGCGAUAUUCCUGGAGUCAGCUUAAAAAGCUGCUUGCUGAUACCAGAAAAUAUCAUGGCUACAUGAUGGCUAAGGCACCACAUGAUUUUAUGUUUGUGAAGAGGAAUGAUCCAGAUGGGCCUCAUUCAGACAGGAUCUAUUACCUUGCUAUGUCUGGUGAGAACAGAGAAAAUACACUAUUUUAUUCUGAAAUUCCCAAAACCAUCAACAAAGCAGCAAUCUUAAUGCUCUCUUGGAAGCCUCUUUUGGAUCUUUUUCAGGCAACACUGGACUAUGGAAUGUACUCUCGGGAAGAAGAACUGUUAAGAGAAAGAAAACGCAUUGGAACAGUUGGAAUUGCUUCUUAUGAUUAUCACCAAGAAAGUGGAACAUUUCUCUUUCAAGCUGGUAGUGGAAUAUAUCAUGUAAAAGAUGGAGGGCCACAAGGAUUUACUCAACAACCCUUACGGCCCAAUUUGGUGGAGACUAGUUGUCCCAACAUUAGAAUGGAUCCAAAAUUAUGCCCAGCUGAUCCAGACUGGAUUGCUUUUAUACAUAGCAAUGAUAUUUGGAUAUCCAACAUUGUAACCAGAGAAGAAAGGAGGCUCACCUAUGUGCACAAUGAGCUAGCCAACAUGGAAGAGGAUCCCAGAUCAGCCGGAGUUGCUACCUUUGUUCUUCAAGAAGAAUUUGAUAGAUAUUCUGGCUAUUGGUGGUGUCCAGAAGCUGAAACAACUCCCAGUGGCAGCAAAAUUCUUAGAAUUUUGUAUGAAGAAAAUGAUGAAUCUGAGGUGGAAAUUAUUCAUGUUACAUCUCCUAUGUUGGAAACAAGAAGGGCAGAUUCAUUUCGUUAUCCUAAAACAGGUACAGCAAACCCAAAAGUCACUUUUAAGAUGUCAGAAAUAAUGAUUGAUGCUGAAGGAAGGAUUAUAGAUGUCAUAGAUAAGGAACUAAUUCAGCCUUUUGAGAUUCUGUUUGAAGGAGUUGAAUAUAUUGCCAGAGCUGGAUGGACUCCAGAGGGAAAAUAUGCUUGGUCCAUCCUGCUAGAUCGCUCUCAGACUCGCCUACAGAUAGUGUUGAUCUCCCCUGAAUUAUUUAUCCCAGUAGAAGAUGAUGCCAUGGAAAGACAGAGACUCAUUGAGUCAGUGCCUGACUCUGUGACGCCACUGAUUAUCUAUGAGGAAACAACAGACAUCUGGAUAAAUAUCCAUGACAUCUUUCAUGUUUUUCCCCAAAGUCAUGAAGAUGAAAUUGAAUUUAUUUUUGCCUCUGAAUGCAAAACAGGUUUUCGUCAUUUAUAUAAAAUUACAUCCAUUUUAAAGGAGAGCAGAUAUAAACGAUCCAGUGGUGGGCUACCUGCCCCAAGUGAUUUCAAGUGUCCUGUCAAAGAGGAAAUAGCAAUUACCAGUGGUGAAUGGGAAGUUCUUGGCCGGCAUGGAUCUAAUAUCCAAGUUGAUGAAGUCAGAAAGCUGGUAUAUUUUGAAGGCACCAAAGAUUCUCCUUUAGAACAUCAUCUGUACGUGGUCAGUUAUGUAAAUCCUGGAGAAGUGACAAGGCUGACCGACCGUGGCUUUUCCCACUCUUGCUGCAUGAGCCGGCAUUGUGACUUCUUUAUAAGUAAGUACAGUAACCAGAAGAAUCCACACUCUGUGUCCCUUUACAAGCUAUCAAGUCCUGAAGAUGACCCAACUUGCAAAACAAAGGAAUUUUGGGCCACCAUUUUGGAUUCAGCAGGUCCUCUUCCUGACUAUACCCCUCCAGAAAUUUUUUCUUUUGAAAGUACUACUGGGUUUACAUUGUAUGGGAUGCUUUACAAACCUCAUAAUUUACAACCUGGAAAGAAAUACCCCACUGUGCUGUUCAUAUAUGGUGGUCCUCAGGUGCAGUUGGUGAAUAAUCGCUUUAAAGGAGUCAAGUAUUUCCGUUUGAAUACUCUAGCCUCUCUGGGUUAUGUGGUUGUAGUGAUAGACAACAGGGGAUCCUGUCAUCGAGGGCUUAAAUUUGAAGGCGCCUUUAAAUAUAAAAUGGGACAAAUAGAAAUUGAUGACCAGGUGGAAGGACUCCAGUAUCUCGCUUCUCAAUAUGAUUUCAUUGACUUAGAUCGUGUGGGCAUCCAUGGUUGGUCCUAUGGAGGUUAUCUCUCCCUCAUGGCAUUAAUCCAGAGAUCAGAUAUCUUCAGGGUUGCUAUCGCUGGGGCCCCAGUCACUCUGUGGAUUUUCUAUGAUACAGGCUACACGGAACGUUAUAUGGGUCACCCUGACCAGAAUGAACAGGGCUAUUACUUAGGAUCUGUGGCCAUGCAAGCAGAAAAGUUCCCCUCUGAACCAAAUCGUUUACUGCUCUUACAUGGAUUCUUGGAUGAGAAUGUCCAUUUUGCACACACCAGUAUAUUACUGAGUUUUUUAGUGAGGGCUGGAAAGCCAUAUGAUUUACAGAUCUAUCCUCAGGAGAGACACAGCAUAAGAGUUCCUGAAUCUGGAGAACAUUAUGAACUGCAUCUUUUGCACUACCUUCAAGAAAACCUUGGGUCACAUAUUGCUGCUCUGAAAGUGAUGUAAUUCUGACUUGUGUAGAACUCUGGUAUACACUGGCUGUUUACCAAAUGAGGAGGGUUAAUCAAGAGAGAGCAUAGAACUGAUCAUCACAUUUUGAUACCUGCCGCAUUGCCAUGCAGGCAUCUACAGCUUGUGGAUAGUAAUCUAAUACUUUAUCCACACACUCAGAAAAUUGAAGAACACACUUCUAAGGGACCCAGCAAUACCUUGAGAAUUACU
Molossus molossus (Pallas's mastiff bat) is the source of this 3214-nucleotide messenger RNA. It is a transcript of the gene DPP8, whose product is annotated as dipeptidyl peptidase 8. The transcript is spliced from 21 exons. The record is from RefSeq and is a predicted model, not a curated record. Gene Ontology annotation, biological process: proteolysis. Lineage: Eukaryota; Metazoa; Chordata; Mammalia; Chiroptera; Molossidae. Gene Ontology annotation, molecular function: dipeptidyl-peptidase activity; serine-type peptidase activity. The coding region runs from base 302 to 2998 and encodes 898 amino acids.